UGUGAUUGGGUCCUCCCGUUGGCUAGUUGGUUGACUUUUACAAAUUGACGGAGGACUACAGAGUGUCGACACUUAAAUGGCUAGUUAGAUUCAUUUCAUCGUAUUUAUUUGAUCAAAAACAUGAAUUUCGUCUGGUCCCGCCUUUCUAUUGGGAACAUUUUAGGUCAGAAGUGCAGACAGGCUGCUGAAACAUGGAGCCACAGAGGGAUGUGCAAUAAACCACAGGAGGUCAAAACAGAGCCUCUGCCUUCAGCUCCAGCAGAAGCGCCCCGUCCAGCGUUCAGAAUUCCAGGCUCCAGACCCUCGGCCCUGGACAAGAAGAUGUUGCUCUGGUCGGGACGUUAUAAGAGCGCGGACCAGAUACCAGAGUUUGUGCAGUUUGAGGCAAUUAGUGCUGCCAGAAACAAAAUCAGGGUAAAAGCCUGCUACGCAAUGAUCUUGUUGACACUAAGUGCGUGCCUGGUGAUGGUGAUCCAAGGCAAGCGGGCUGCAGGCAGGAACGAGUCACUGGCAGCUCUAAACCUGGAGAAAAAAGCUAAGUGGAGGGAGGAACUGCAGAAAUAGAGGGAAGCUGCUCGGUGAUGGAGGACAGCUUGUCCCUUCAGAGCCAUGUCAUUUUCCCCCAAAUACUGGGGCAAUAGUGUCCCCCUUCCCACGGUGUGUAUCAUAACUUCAAAGCUCUCCACUCCCAUUCCUUUGGAGAAUUAGAGAAACCAAAAUCUGUCAGAGCAGCUGAUAAUUAGUUGAACUUUUGCAACCAACAGAUUGACUUUAACACACAACCAUGGAUUAUUUAAUCAUAUUGAAACCCAGUGUGAAUGUAUUAAAAACUUGCACCUGUUUUUGAGGAAGCUACACUAAACAUUUUUGUGGUGGCAGCAUGUGGUUGUGUUAGUGGAAACCUGACACCAUAAUGCAGGUUUUAAGAUUUUUGAACCGAUUAUUGGCACAGCAAAAUCAUGAUUUCCAGGUAGUAAAUCAGUUUCACAGACCCACCAGUUGGGAUUUAAGUACUUUGUCAAUGUUUCUAGUAAACUUUAAACACAUACCUCUCAAGCUAUCCAGCAUAACUGCCUUAGGUCUACCUGUUUUUAAAUUUGCCUCAAAGGCAGAAGUCUUGUUUUUAUUCACCUUGUUAAGACACAUAAGCCCCCAAAGGUUCAAAUGGUCUUCGGUUUUGUAAUGUGAACAUCAAGAAGUAGCUCAGGCAUCUGUACAAUGGUCUGUCCUGUCCCCCCACUCACGUAAUUAGGCUUGUUUGUGACAUCUGUGUUUGUAUAUAGUCAGCACCAAAAGGAUUUAGUUCAAUAAAGUAAAGCUUCUUUAGA
Messenger RNA from Lates calcarifer (barramundi perch), 1328 nucleotides. RefSeq names its product family with sequence similarity 162 member A (gene fam162a). The coding region runs from base 121 to 564 and encodes 147 amino acids. Gene Ontology annotation, biological process: positive regulation of release of cytochrome c from mitochondria; neuron apoptotic process; cellular response to hypoxia. The transcript is spliced from 5 exons. The record is from RefSeq and is a predicted model, not a curated record. NCBI's taxonomy places the organism in Eukaryota, Metazoa, Chordata, Actinopteri, Centropomidae. Gene Ontology annotation, cellular component: mitochondrion.